Messenger RNA from Nymphaea colorata (pocket water lily), 2586 nucleotides. RefSeq lists its product as uncharacterized. The transcript has 2 exons. NCBI's taxonomy places the organism in Eukaryota, Viridiplantae, Streptophyta, Magnoliopsida, Nymphaeales, Nymphaeaceae. The record is from RefSeq and is a predicted model, not a curated record. The coding region runs from base 1 to 2586 and encodes 861 amino acids.
AUGGGUAAAAAGAAGCAAGUAGUGACUGAGGUGCCUGAUGUUGAGGCAGAGACCUCAGCCAAUGAGGAACAGCCCUCUACGGAGAUGGAGGUGUACGCGGUGGAAAGGAUGGUCCACAUCGAAAAUGAAGUUUUGAAAAUCCGCCACGAAAUGAGCGAUUACAAGAAACAACUUUCUAAGCUCAACGAGUUAGAAGAAAUCAAGGAGAUGAUGAGGGUCAUGACGGCCAAUCAAGAGGCCCUUAGAAGGAGUAAACCGGAUCCCCCACAGCCCCAUGUUGACAAGGGCAAAGGCAUACUAAAUGGACCGCCCAAUGUAGGUCCUAACCCCUUCCACUCACAACCCGGCCCAAGUAGACCACCACCCAGGGGGAGUAACGGCAAUAAUGGAGGAUUCCACGGCCACCCAACCAACCACAACAACUAUCAGGGUGGGCAACAUAACUCUUCGCCCGAGUGGGAGAACCGUGAGCCGUAUGGACCUCAGACCAGCCAAUAUAGGUCCAGGUUUGGGGGUACGCAGUGGGAAAAUGUGAACACAGACCGUAGAUGGGGAGAUAGAGGUGACCGAGAACCACCUUCGUGGGAGCCCUACAGAGAACGUCAGGCAGCGCCAAGAAACCAACCAAGGAUUCCUAUGGUUCGCAUUGAUUUUCCUCGAUUCAUUGGCAAGGAACCCUUAGAUUGGAUUUUCCAAGUGGAGGAGUACUUCACUUGCCAAAUGAUUCCAGACGAAGAAUGGCUUCAAACAUCAAUCCUCCAUUUUGAUGGCGAAGCUAGGAGAUGGUACCGCUGGCUCAAACUCAAGGAGCCUGUCACUACAUGGGGAGAGUUCAAAGAAGCUCUCAUGCUCAGAUUUGGCGAGUCCUCUUAUGUGGAUUACAACAUCGAGUUGCGUAAUCUAAGGCAAACCUCAUCAGUACAAGAGUACCAAGUCAAGUUUGAUAAUUUAGCCAGCAUGGCAGAUUGGACACCUAAGUCCCUCAUUGCCGCGUUUGUUGGGGGCCUGAAGGAAGAGAUACAAAUUGACAUCCGGGCUGAGCCAAACACCGAGUUAAGAAAAUGCUUUGCCAAGGCUCGUUCCAUUGAGGAUAGGCAAAGAAAGAAGCAAGCCCUAUACCGCCAGUGGAAAAACCCUGGAACCGUCCGUGUGAGAGAGAUCCCUCAACCGCAAAAGCUCCUUCCAGCCCCUCCACGUAAGGAAGAACCUAAGCCCGCCUACAAGGGCCGAGCACCUCCAGUGUUAACUCGAGAAGAAAGAGAAGAGUUAAUCAAGAAUAAGCAGUGUUUCUGGUGUAAAGAAAAGUGGGACCCCACGCACAAGUGUAAGCAUAUUCGAGUUUACACGGUUUUGGAUAGUGAAGCCGAUGAAGAAGGGGAAGAGGAUCAGUCCCCUAUGAUCGAAGAGAUAGAUGAAACUGAGGCCAGGGAAGAGCCUCAAGAGCAGGAAGGACCACCUCCUGAGGGUGCUUGUCACGCCAUGACAGACCCCAACCGACCGGACGCCAUGAGAGUUAUUGGGCAUAUUGGAAAGAGACGUGUUCUUGUUCUUCUGGAUUCAGGGGCCACUCAUAACUUUGUGGGUGACCACCUCGCUAAGGAAUUAAAGUGCACCAUGGAAGAGCACCCAGCCCUUCGAGUACUUGUGGCCAAUGGAGAAUGUCUCCCCUGCACUCGUAAAUGUGCAAACGUCAAGCUUGUGCUACAGAAGAUCCCCUUUACAGUUGACUUGCUAGUCGUUCCUCUACCCAGCGUAGACAUCAUCCUUGGAGUCAAAUGGCUCAAAACUUUAGGACGGAUUUGGUGGGACUUCUCCACCAUGGAGAUGUGCCUGCCUAAGGAGGGUGGAGGAGAAGAAGUUGUGCUAAGGGCAGUCGAUCCUAGUAUGGCACCUAAGGCAGCUUUGAAGGCGAUAGCAGUACAGAGGCCAGCAGCUUGGUUAGUUUCCGUGGCAGAGGAAGUUGUCACUCAAGAAGGGUCAGAUGAGGAAGUACCCGGGCAGAUUAGGGAAGUGUUAGAUGAGUUCGAGGACAUCUUCGUGGAACCUAAAGGACUGCCACCACCUCGAUCCUAUGAUCACAGAAUAAUCUUGACCAAUGGCACUGAGCAAGUCAACGUGCGCCCAUACCGAUAUGGGUAUGCUCAGAAAUCUGAAAUUGAGAGAUUGGUCAAGGAGAUGGCUUUGAACGAAACUACUGUCAAAGAUAGGCAUCCAAUCCCCGUCAUUGAUGAACUUUUGGAUGAGCUAGCAGGAGCUCGCAUCUUCUCUAAGCUGGAUCUCAGGUCAGGGUACCAUCAAAUCAGGAUGUAUGAAGAGGACAUCUCGAAGACGGCAUUCCGUACCCACGACGGCCAUUAUGAAUUUUUGGUAAUGCCAUUCGGACUCACGAACGCGCCAGCUAUAUUUCAACGAUGCAUGAAUGACGUGUUUCGUCAGUUCCUUCGUGAUUUCGUCUUAGUCUUUUUUGAUGACAUUCUAGUUUACAGCCAGAGUAUUGAGCAGCAUGUUGAGCACCUUCGUACAGUGUUGAAAGUAUUGAGGGAGAAUACUUUGUUUGCAAAAAUGUCCAAGUGCAGCUUUGGAUAG